UUCAAGUGCAUUCAACAUGUUCCUUCUGAGCCCUCGCCAACCAUGCCCCCCUACACACACACACACACACACACACACCACUCACAAGUUUACUGAAGAAAAACAGGGUCAUUAAUCCAGACUCAGCCUGGCAUGGCAAAAGAAACAAGCAGCAUUCUCACAGGGAGAAACUUGAAUUUGUAGGCUAGUUGUGGUUUUGUCUUUAGACCAUGAAGAGGAUUGAGAGACACAUGACCAAGGGACUACUGUAUAAACACUUUGAUUUGGAGAGAAAGUAUGCCAAACGGGCUGAAGUCAUGCUGGGCCAAAGAUUGCAGAGCCUAGAGAAUAUUUGCCUCUACCACAUGAAGUGGCUAACCAGGGAGCAGAGACAGCUCCAAAAGGAACUGCAGCGGUUGCAGAAAGAUAUCAUCAAGAAAAAAUUCUCCUAUUUUGGGAAUGGAAUCCAGGAGAGACCAAAAGAUGUUCUUGUGUUCUUACCACAGAAGCAGAGAGCCCCACAAUCUAAUAAACCCAGAGCAUUGACAGCCAAUAUGUCCCAAAAAAUAUGUAAAACCAAGUCCCAGAUGCCGUCUUUCCAUCACACUGGCCUCAAAGUCUCCAAGAGGAACAAAGAUCAGUUGCUAUCUCAGAACAGCAGAGCUGCCCGCUUCACUGAAGAGAAGCCACAAGUCCAAGAGAAAGAUUCUACAAACCCACCUAAGGGUGCAGGCACCAGCAAGGGCAUCUCUAUUCUAUGUAAAGAUCGAGAAGUCUCCAUCAACACCCCAGACCAAGGCCCUGGACCUAGCCUAGCCAGUGGCAGUGGAAUGACACAUGCUGAUGAGACCAGAUCAAUAGAUGCCAAUCUAAAGCCAGACUGGGAUGCUGGGAAACAAAUUCCCUGGAAUCCCAUGGAAGGGGCAAAAAACUUUAAGGCUGAGCCCACAAAGGCAACCUAUUUAGAGUUGUUUGAAAAGGUCAGAAAUGCCCACUAUAUCCGGCACAGGGUGCCCCCUGAGUCUGAGAGGUUGCUUAGCACAGGAGAGAUAUUUGUGCAUGAGGAAUCUUUAACAGUCCAGGGAAAGAAAGGAGUGUAAGAACAGGCUGCCUAUCUAAGUUACUUCCUCUCUAACCACCUAAUACAGCCUCCCCAAAACUUACAGUCAUCAAGGAAAUGUGUUCCUCAAAUAACUGUAGUACACAAUACACACACACACACACACAAACAGCAAUAUAUGACAAAAUUUUCGUUUAAACCCCAGGUUUUUCUCCCCUUUACAGGAAUAUAAUCUUUCGCUGAGUGAACAAUGCUAGUAUAUGAAAAAUGAGAGGGAGGAUAAAUCUUCUGAAAAUAUUUUCAGUGUUGGACUAGUGUUGCUAAUGCCAUGAAAAAUAUGAAUCUACAUUGAUGACUAGUUUUUUCCUGAAAAGAAAAAUAUUAAGGGGCCUCCUUUCAUUUAUCCCCCUUUCUUAUAGGAGAUUCUUAUGGUGCCAUCUGCUGGCGAAAUGUCAUAGCACUUUCUGUAUGUUUUAAUUUCACAUAAGAUGGUGGGAAAAAUGUAUACUAUAAACUAUAAAGCAGUCCAUAAAUAAAACCUGCUCUUCUGCCAUAGCUCUGUGUCCUUUCUUGAAACCCUUUUCUUGCUUCUUUCAUUUCCAGGU
This is a messenger RNA of Choloepus didactylus (southern two-toed sloth), 1644 nucleotides long. It is a transcript of the gene CCDC190, whose product is annotated as coiled-coil domain containing 190. Bases 210 to 1079 code for a protein of 289 amino acids. The record is from RefSeq and is a predicted model, not a curated record. The transcript is spliced from 4 exons. Lineage: Eukaryota; Metazoa; Chordata; Mammalia; Pilosa; Megalonychidae.